GGCUCAACCUUUUCUUGCUUUCUGGCUUUUUUUGUAGACCAAGGUGCUCCUGAUCAACCACAUUGCUCAGAAAUUACUAAAAAAGAAACCUUGGUGGGUAAAAGAUGUGCCAUGGAAUGGUAGCAUCAAAGAGCAACACAGGAUCCUCUCUUUCCUUGACUGGCCAUGGGUUAUUUCGUCUGCUAGUUAUCUUUGGUUCCUUUAUCUUGGAAACACAGUCCACAGGUUGGCUAAGCAAAUCCAAAGGACCUGCAUAUUGUCCCCAGCCACCACAACCUGAGAAUGGAGGCUAUAAAUGCCACCCUAGCCCCUGCAACAACCCUCUGACUUCAGGCAGUGUCAUAGAGUAUCUGUGUGUUGAAGGCUACAUGCUGAAAGGAGAUUAUAAAUACUUGACCUGCAAGAAUGGAGAGUGGAACCCAGCCAUGGAAGUCAGCUGCAGGCUCAGCCCUGAAAAGGACUCUCCACCCACAAUUGGAGUGCCCACACUGUCCAUAGUAGCCUCCACAGCAAGCUCUGUUGCCCUGAUUCUGCUGUUAGUUGUGCUGUUUGUUUUGCUGCAGCCGAAGCUGAAGUCGUUCCAUCACAGCAGGCGAGACCAAGGUGUGUCUGGAGAUCAGGUCUCUAUUAUGGUGGAUGGUGUCCAAGUGGCCUUGCCAUCCUAUGAAGAAGCAGUGUAUGGCAGCACAGGGAAUUGCAUUCCACCCUCGGACUCCCGAGUGCAGAUCGUGCUCUCAGAAGGAGCUGGACAGAAUGGACCCAGAGAGAUGCAGCAGCCGGACCAGGGGGCUCACAACACCUUUGAAAGAGAAGAUGAAGCCCCUGGACAUUCUGGACUGUGUGAAGCCAGUGGCUCUCAGCGCUCUGAAACUGUUCUUGUGCAUCAGGCUGCUACCUCUUCCUGGGUAGCUGGCAUGGCUAGCAGUAGACCUGUACACAAAGAGGUCCAGGAUUCAGAAAGCAGUGACAUACAGAGCCUUUUAUCACUCACUUCCUCUGAGGAAUACACAGAUGAUAUUCCCUUAUUGAAGGAAGCAUGAGGUCUGCUGUGUUUGCCUAGUCUUCUCCAUCUUGGAUUUCUUCCUCCUGCCCUCUCCCUGCCUUUGGGACAGAAGCACUCUGUGCAGUCUUCCCCAUCCUCGCAAGCUGUACCCUGGAUACCUCCAAGAAGAGAUGCCCUCAGCUGAAGAUCCAAAGGAUGUCGCCAGGUUGCCUCCUGGAUGCACCAGUGGAGUUGGUGCAGCGCUGGCUUCCCCAUUCCAUCAGCAUCAGGGGCUCAAGGAACAGAGUGGAUUUGAGCUCUCCUCUCCUCUUCCCCAGCCAGAUGUUUGACAGCAGUCUCUGAAGAGCUGCUCUUUCUUGUGCCUUUCUCCUCCUCACACCGGCUUGUUGCAGCUUAUCAGCCUUUCUGGCCCUCCUGCUGCCCAGAGAGCAGGGCUAAACCCGCUUGCUCGCUGGGUGCAGACACAGUUUAAAUACACAUAUACAUGUUAUAUAGGCUCUUCUUCCAGCAUCCUCUUUGUGACAGGGCAGGGCAAAACACCUCACUGGGACCAAGAUUGGGCUUGGGAGGGAUCGCAGUUAAGGGGCAGCUUGUGAUGUCUAGAAGCGCCUCAGAUGAGAUGGGCUGUGCGACAGCUUAGCUGUGCAGGAACAGUUCACUGAGAAUUGCUUCAGCACUGAAGGCUGAGAAGUCCAACAUGUAGGAAUGCCCUCUGUCCCAUCUCUGCAGGAGUCUGUUCCUAAAAAUCACUUUUGUUUCCUCCUUCUUCUUCUACCAGUGCAGCCCAUUGGAAGAGGUUCAGGUGUUUGAAAAUAUCAAGACAAAAAAAAAUGCCUGUAGAUAGUGAAUUCCUAGUGCCAUUGGUGCAAUCCCAAAUUCCUUUUCCAGCCACAGUAGGUACUUGAAUCCUGGGUAGCUGCCAUCUCAUAGGCUGGUGUGUCUUCCUAGCUUCAUACAGCAAAGGAUCUUCUGUUUUAACCUGGCAGGCUCAGCCAGUAGAGAAGGGCUCCUCCCUUGUGGCUGGGGGUAAGCAGCAUUUGUAAAGCUUCUCCUAAACACAGUGCCAGUCUGUUGCUGUGAGGGAAAGUUGAGUACACUGACAGCAGUGCUAGAGACACCACAGCUCCGUCCUGUAGUUUUGAGGAUUGUUUGAAGUUCUGGUAGUAUGGAAGAGAAAAUUCAGAAAUAUGUGUAUACCUCUGCCUGCCACAGUUACCUACAGGAGGUCAGACUGUCCGUGUUGGGACUCUAUAACUGCAGGAAGCCACAUGUGUCUAGGGUAGGUGGUCCAGUCCAAGUGCUGGUGGUUGUAAGGUUCCUCACUGAGAUCUGGACACUGUUCCAUGGGAUUGAUUUCGGCAAGAACAGUUGGCUUCUUAGAUGCAUGUACCUUGUCAUAACUGUCUUGAAGUAACCAGGGAAGUGUUUGCCCUGUGAGAAGCUGCUACAUUUUUGAGUUGAAGGAGCAAAAUGUCAUGGCCUUACACAUCAUGUGAUAAUGUACAGGUAAACAGGGAUGCUGUCUUUGCUGCUUUGCUUUUGGUUUAUGAUCCUCACCAUCCUCAUCCUCAUUGCUACAGUAAAAAAAAAAAUUACAGCACUUGACAAAAAUGAUACAUCUUUAGGUAUGAUAUCACUGUGGCUUAGCUCCAGUUCUUUGAAGUGUGGAUUGGCCACAGCAUCCAGCUAUGUAUUUGCUAUUCCUUUUCCUGAAUAGAUAUUAAAUCCCAUACAUGGACACAUGGAACAGUGUGCUCCUGUGGAUGGAAGAAUCCCUUUUCCCCCCUAUCCUUGUUGUAGAGGGGUGUUAAUUUAAAAUUACAGGGUUUUAAACAUCCUUCCCUGUUGCUCAUGUUACCUUGC
Molecule: messenger RNA, 2866 nt
Organism: Oenanthe melanoleuca
Lineage: Eukaryota; Metazoa; Chordata; Aves; Passeriformes; Muscicapidae
Gene: SUSD6
Product: sushi domain containing 6
Exons: 6
Coding region: 105-1040 (311 amino acids)
Source: RefSeq, a predicted model, not a curated record